AACGUCCUGAGGUUCCAGGAAGAAGCUGCAGCCUUCCCAUUAAAGGGUUUAUCUCUCCUCGGGGCUUAAAGAUUAGUUCAGACUUUGUGCUGCGUUUCAGGCAGAAACCAAAAGGUGCUGAAGCCACGCCAUCUCCUCCAGCUUUCUCUGUCCCCCCCGGCUUCCUGCAAACCCCAGUUCUCCAAAGGAGCGAUGGGUUCCCACGGAACGAAACUGGACGACAUCCUGGAGGAGGACAUGCACCACUGGUACACAAAGUUCAUGAGGGAGUCCCCCUCAGGGGUCAUCACGCUGUUCGAGCUCAAGACCAUGCUGGAGAUGAACGGGAUGUCAGAGGAGGCCAGCAGCUACGUGGACCAAGUCUUUUUGACCUUUGACAUGGAUGGGGACGGCUAUCUAGAUUUUGUGGAAUACAUCGCAGCUAUAAGCUUGUUGCUGAAAGGAGAGGUGAACCAGAAACUGAAGUGGUACUUUAAGCUCUUUGAUCAGGACGGAAAUGGGAAAAUUGACAAAGAGGAGCUGGAAACUAUAUUUAAGGCUAUUCAAGAUAUCACCAGAAGUUAUGACAUCCCUCCAGACCAGAUUGUGAAUCUUAUAUAUGAGAGGAUUGACAUCAAAAGAGAAGGUGAGCUGACGCUGGAGGAGUUCAUCAGCGGAGCCAAGGAGCACCCGGACAUCAUGGACAUGCUCACCAGGAUGAUGGACCUGACCCACGUCCUGGAAAUCAUCAUCAAGGGUCAAAAGAGGAAAGCUUUGAAAUGAGCCCGGGAGCCACAAACAGGAUUGUGGGGGAGAGCUGCUUCAGGAGAGUUAAUCCAAAUCUCUGACUGCAAAAAAUAAAUAAACCCAAGCUGCUGAGCUGUGGUGCAGAGGAGACGCACAGAACUUCCUCCUCUGCUGGUGCUCUGUGGGCUUUAUUUACAGCUUUGCUUAUAGGCGUCAAGCACUUUUUUAUGAAAUGAGAUUUAGAUAAACGAGGACAAUUUUCUUCAAGGAGCAUUUAAUUUUGUGCAGAUUGGAUGAAAAACAUCAGAUCAAUUUGUAUCAAUUGGAGCUCAUCUUAUAGAAAGCCUGAAGUGAUAAAAAACGAGUUAAAUGCUCAAGUUCAAAAAGUUUUAGUGCAAUUUGGAUUUAUACACAGGCGGCACGGUGGCUCAGUUGGUUGAUGCCUCUCAGCAAGAAGGUCACCGGUUCAAAUC
This is a messenger RNA of Austrofundulus limnaeus, 1199 nucleotides long. RefSeq names its product guanylate cyclase activator 1C (gene guca1c). The record is from RefSeq and is a predicted model, not a curated record. Gene Ontology annotation, molecular function: calcium sensitive guanylate cyclase activator activity; calcium ion binding. The transcript is spliced from 4 exons. The coding region runs from base 193 to 762 and encodes 189 amino acids. NCBI's taxonomy places the organism in Eukaryota, Metazoa, Chordata, Actinopteri, Cyprinodontiformes, Rivulidae.